Aethina tumida (small hive beetle) is the source of this 10240-nucleotide messenger RNA. Its product is annotated as protein lava lamp-like. The record is from RefSeq and is a predicted model, not a curated record. NCBI's taxonomy places the organism in Eukaryota, Metazoa, Arthropoda, Insecta, Coleoptera, Nitidulidae. The coding region runs from base 67 to 9807 and encodes 3246 amino acids. The transcript has 18 exons.
GUCAAAACAGUCCUUUUAUUUAUAUGUUUUUGAUUUUUUAGUUUAUAAAAAUAGAUAUAAGUUAGGAUGUCUCAGAGCCAAGACCCAGAUCCUGGGGGGUCCCAGGAUAGUACCCGUAGAGAGAUUUCUGAUCUAAAAGAUCAAAAUGAACAGCAACUUGUUCUCAUAGCCCAACUUAAGGAAAUGUUAAGGAAGAGUGACCAGCAGACCAAAGUUACAGAUGAUAAAGUGCAGGAGUACAUAAAAACAUUAAACAGAAAGAAGAAGAACAAGUCCAAAAAGGAUGAUGGUUCAGAAGCCAGUACAGUUAAUAUAGAUUCUAAUAAAAAAGAAAGGCUGAAUUUACUCAGACAACAAAUGGAAGAAAAUAAGGCAAAGUUGGCUGAAAGAGGUAAAAGCCAAAAAGGUUUGGAAGAAAUGGUGUCUCAACUCACAGUGCAAUUCAAUGACUCUCAGCAAUUAAUUAGUCAGACCCCUUUAAAUUUAUCACUUCAAGAAACAAAAACUUUGGACUAUAACAAAAACAGUUCACAAGAGGAAUUGUACAACAUUUUGUUAACCAAAGAGAAGAAAAUAACAGAACUGACCAGCAAAAUUCAAAAGUUAGAAGGAAGUGUUAUAGAUUUACAGGAAAACCUUAAGGAAAAAGACUCAGUCUUGGAUGCUAGAACUAAAGCCAUAACUUUAAUGACUGAAUCUUUGAGUAAAAAAGGAAAAAACACCUUAGAUGAAUUGGAAGAAACCAAAGAACAGAUGAGGAAAAUGCAAGAGAACUUUAUUAUGUUAGAACAGGAAAUGAAAACUAGACAGUUAAAACUCUUGGAUGAUUUGAAAUUGAAAAAUUCAGAAAUCUUAGAUUUGCAAGAAAUGAAUGCUAAUUUAGAAAAAGAAAAGGAACAAUUGAAACUUGAGCUAGAGGAAAAUGUUAAAAUGUUAGAAGAAUUCAGACAGAAAGAGAUGUCACCAACACAAUCUGAAACACCCUCUCCAAGCAAAGGCAAAAAGAAAAAUAAGAAAGGUAAACAACAGAAAAAAGCAGAUGAUCCAUCUUCAGAGGAACCUGAUCUACAAUCAGAGAUUACAAGGUUGAUUGCUGAACUAGAUGAACUGAAAAAUGCUAAUGAAAUAUUGUUGGAGAAGAAUAAUGGUCUAGUAGAUGAGAAUAAUAAUUUAGUUGCUACACAUAAAACUCUUGUUGACGCAAAUGAAGAACUAACUAAGAAAGUAAAGCAGUUGGAGGAGGAAUCAACAAAAACUUUAGAAGAAUUGAACCAGAUAAAAGACAGUAUAAGGGAAAAAAUUGUUUCUGAUGCAACACCUGUAGAUGAUGAGGAAGUCACCAAAUUAAAGAAACAAAUUGAUGAAAAUAACAAACAGAUGAUUAAAAUUAAAGCCCAGCACAAAAACAAAAUUAAAGAUUUGACUAAAAAAUUAGAUACAUUCAAGAAGAUGAGUGAUGCAAAUGCCAUGAUUUUGCAAUUGCAGAAUGAGAAUUCUAAGUUGGAGCAGAAAAUUGCAGAACUAGAAGAUGAGAAGGGUAAUUUACAACUCAAAAUGAUGGAAUCUGUGGAGUCUAUUAAAGAUGAAAGUGUUGAUAAUAAGAUCAAGGAGAAGGAUGAUGUCAUAGUCACUUUAGAAAAUGAAAUAACAAAUCUGAGAGCUGAAAUUGAGGGCUUGAAUGAAAAAAUUAAUAACUUUAAUGCAGUACAAACUGAAAAAGUUCAAUCUGAAAUUACCAACAUACAAAUUGAGGAGAAACUAGAUAUUAUAGAAGAUGAGAAAAAAUUGCUCAUUAAUGAAAAACAUAAUUUGGAAAAAGAGAACCAAGAUCUUCAAGAAAAACUUGAUAACAUUAUCAAGGAGAAAACAGAAUUAAAUACCAAAUUAGAAAACUAUAUUCAGGAGAACAUGGAAUUAAUUGACAAACUUGAGAAACUAUCUGCGGAAAAAGUUUCUUCUGCAGAAAGCAUAGAAAUUGUAGAGGGUUUAACGCAACAAGAAAAGCUCGAUUUUGCAGCCUAUCAGCAAAAUCUUGAGGCAACUGAUGAUUUGAAAUGGAAUAAAGAUAACAUGGAAUCUUCAGAUUUGCCAAUUGAUCAGGGUGAAGGUCACGAGGAAUUAAAUGAGACAGUUUCGCAACUGAAUGAAGACUCCGCGGAACUUCUACGAAAGAUCGAAAUGUUCAAUGUCGAACGAAAAGAGGUGAUGGCAAAGCUGGACUCUCUGCGUGAGGAAAACGAGAAGCUUCACUUACAAGUUGGGGAAAUUGAAAUGUUAAGGGAAGCAAAUAGUCAGCUGUCCAUGAAGCUGAAAGAGGUUGAAAACAAUAGAGAUGUAUUGGAAGAAACGUAUGAACAACUUCAAACAGAAAAAGAGAAACUAGAGAGGCAAGUACAGGAAAUUGGGGAGUCUCAGAAACCGUCUACAAGUGAUAACGAUAUCGAAUUACAACUAACUGAGCUUCAGCAACAGUGUGAGAAACUUUUAGAAGAAAAUAAUAAUCUCAAAAAGUCUUUAAAGGAAUCAGGUGAAUCAGUUUUCGAAAAGGACGUGGAACUAGUGGAAAGACUUCAGAGUGCCCAAUCUGAGACUGACAAGUUCCACCUGACCAUUCAAGAGUAUAUGGAAACAAUUGAUAAUUACAAAUCUAUAAUUGAAGAUAAUAAACAAGAAUUAAUUAGUUCAUCCAAAAUCAUCAAUGAUUUGCAACAAAAGUUGAAUGAAAGAGAAAAAGGAAUAUCUGAAGACAAACUGGAAAUUGAGUCCUUAAAUUCCACAAUAUCUAAUCUAAAUACAGCUUUGACUAAUUUAGAAGAAUUGCACAAAAAUCAGAAUCAAGAACAUGAUGAAAAGGUUCAAGAUAAAAUGAGAUUAUUAGAAGAAGAACUGGACGAUUUGAAAACGACUCUAAAUCAGCAAAUUGAACAAGCUCAAGAGUAUGAGAAAGAACUAUCUGAAUGUCAUGAAAUUAUUACCGGCUUAAACAGCGAGUUAAAAGAGUCAAACAUCAGAUUGAAUCAGUGCAAGGAGACACUUAAACUUAAGGAAGAUGAAAUCAACAAACUUUCAGAAGAUUUUAAUGAACAAGAAGCCUUUAUUAAAGAUUUAGAGAAAUCUAUCAAGGAGAAAACACAUGAAAUAAGUGGAAAAGAUAGCACCAUUGCCAAUCUUCAACAAUCAAUCGCCGAAAAAGAUGUUAAAUUCAAGGACUUAACGACCGAGUUGACGGAGAAAUUCUUGAGGUUACAAGAGCAAUUCGACGCAAACAAUGGUACAGUUGAGAUCAGAAUAGCAGAAUUGCAAAACAAGAACAAGGAUUUAACAGAAAAACUUAAAAAAUACGCAGCGAACCUGAAAAAGAAGAAUCAAGAACUAAAAGAACUUCAAAGUGUAAAUCCAACAGAGCUUCAAAAUAAAAUCACCCAGCUGAUGCAAGAGAAAUCAGAACUCGAAUCUAACAAUGUUCAGUUACAAAAUACAAUUCUGCACUUGAAAGAAGAGAAAGCAAACGAAAAGGAGAAUGUUUUAAGCUUGCAGCAAGAAUUUUCUAAUGUCCACGAAGUGUCAGAUAACGCCGAAAACAGCGAUGUGGCAAAAGAUGCGAAAAUUAAAGAACUCGAAAUGAUUAUAGAGACAAAGGAAAACGAACUCUCCGAAAAACAGGCCAGAAUUGAUAGAUUAGAAGAGGCUAUCUCACAUCUGGAAGAACGAAGGAUGAGUUUGGAGAGGACGAAUGUUGCUCUCGGCGAUAAAUUGACUGAAACCAACGCUUCCUUUGAAGAAAAAUCACUUGAAGAGGAACAGUUGGAGCAGAAAUUGGCCAAUUUAUUACAAAAAGACGAGGCUCUCAGUCAGAAACUGGAGAAUAUUAUAUUGGAAAAUGAAGAGUUAACAAUAAAGAACCAAGAAGUUUUGGAGGAGAAUGAUAAAUUAACGGUUAGGAUCAUCGAAGUGGAGAAGGAAUUAGCUCAAAGAGUUAGUUCUCAAAAUGCUUAUCAAGAACUUGAAAUUGCGAAUCAAGAAUACGUGAAACAAAUAACCACAUUGGAAAAUCAAAUAAGAAAUGUUCAACAAGAAAAUGAUAUGCUUAAACAACAAUCCAAAAUUGAAUCAGAGAAAUAUGAGAAUGAAACUCAAAUGCAAAUGGACAAAAUUAAUGAAAUAACUGUUAAAAACGAAAAAUUGGAAGAAGAGUUCCAAAUUUUGUUGGAUAGGAAUACUGAACUUCAGUCAGUUGUAGAAGAUCAGAAGAGUAAAUUAGACGAGAAUACUGAUUUACUCGACAAGAUCAACGACCUUAAUAAUCUUUUAGAAAAAGCACAGGGCGAAAAUACUGAAUUAAAGAACAGAGAAAAAGAACUUAAUGAACAAAUUUCAAGUUUAAAAGUGGAUUUGAUAAAAGAUAUCGCUUCAGAAGCAGUUGAUGAGAUAAUAUCUGAAGCUAAAUCGCAGGCUUCUUCAAAGGAAACGACGCCAUUACACAAUGUGUCAACUUCUGAAACAAAUGUGCCUACAUUCACGUGGGGCGACAGUUCGAACCAAGAAGGUUCAGAUUGGUUUACCACCAUUCAACCUAAUGAAAUAGCUCAGAGUCAGGAAACGAAUAUCGGAAACCAAACAGAGAGUGCCGACUGGUUUACGAAUGUUCAACCUAACGAAACAGUUCAGAGUCAAGAACAUAGUCAAACCAACACAGAAAAUCUUGAGAAUAACUCCACAGAGGAGCUCUUAAAGAAAAUAAAGACUUUGGAGUUCAUGCUGUAUAGCGUUGAAAAGGAAAAAGACAACGCCCUGCUGCAGUGUCACGAAUUGAGCAACGAACUUACACGGCUUAUUUAUGAGAGAGAAGCUCAACAACCAACUACACAAAUUGCUCCAAGCGUUAUUGAGGCACAGAUCAUCCCACAAGCUGUUCAUCAGCAACAAAACAUACAAGAUCUUCCGAAUCUGGGUGGAUUAGAAUCACAGAUCGUUUCUGAAGUUGACAUCGUUGAUAGUACGAAAGAUCAAAGCUUGCGGGCGGUAGAAUUCGAACCUACUAGAGCUCAUGAGGUUGUAACCCAGGGAACGCCAGUAGUUGAAGAAGGCUUCUCUAAGAAGGAAGCUUAUAAGUGUUUUAAGACUGGAGAAGAUGAAGCGACUCCCGAAGACGGGCUUGCUUCUGGUUUAGAUCCUCAAGCUGCUGUGCCUAUUGAAAGUUUUGUGGAUGAUAACGAUGAUGGUUGGGGAUGGGGUUCGGACGAAGCGAAAAAAGAAGAGGCCUACUUAUUGAAAGCCUCACAACCUGAAGCAAACUUGAAGACUCAAGUUGAAUUAUUGUCAGAGCAACUUAGAGUUUUCCAACUUGAACGAGAAAAACACUUAGAAGAAAUAAAACAGCUGCAAAUAAAAUCGGGAAAAUUAAUUAAAAAAUGCAAAGAAUUUAAGGUGAAAUAUGAACAAGUAUGUCAAAGCAAGAAAGAUUCAGCUUCCACUUCUAAGGAAGAUGAUUUCUUCAAUUUAGACAAUACUAUACAGGAGGAGUUGAAAUCGCAGAUAACACAACUAGAAAAGAAUCUACGCGAAAUUAGUAAUGAAUUGGAGAAAGAAAAACUUGAGAAGUCUUCAAUUUUAAAGAAAGUUGACACAUUAACGGCGGCCAAUGAGAAGUUGAUCGAGAUGAAGGAAAAACAAGACAUAGAACUUGUUAAUGUUCAAAGACAGUGCCAAGAAGCUGUUCAUAAACUUGAAAAAUACGAAUGGGAGAACGAUGGAUUUACGACAGAUGCUUCUCCGAAAACGACAUCUGAAUCUGCUGAACCAAAGUCACAGGAAGCUGAGAGGAAAUAUGAAGAAAGUCGUCAACAAGUUGAGGAGAUUAAAGAGUCUCUAAGAGAUUUAAUGUUGGACAAUGAAGAACUGCAAGCUCUUUUAGAGGAACAAAGAAAUCUGAGGAUUGAGGCAGAGAAUAAGUUGAAGAAUUUGUCAGUUUCUCGAGAGAAUGUCAAGUCUGAAGAAGAGUUCUUGGAGGUUGUGGCUCAAAAAAGCCAACUUGAGAAUGAAAUCAAACGACUAAAAGAAUCGUCAGUAAGUUUAGUCCAAUAUAAAGCUCUGGAGGCUUCCUUGAAAGAAUCGCAGGAAAGUAGCACAAGAGAAGAUGAGUAUUCUUUAUUGUUAAAACAAAACAGUGACUUAGAGCAACAACUUGAAUUUCUGAAAGAAACGUCAAAGCCCUUGGAAGAAUAUAAUAGAUUAAUAAAUGAAAGGAAUGAAUUACAAGAGAACUCAAAUAACCUUAGGGCAGAAAUUGGGGAAGUGAUGCGUAGAUAUGAAGAAGAGAUGCAGUUAAAAACUGAUCUGCAGACAAGAUUUAUGCAUAUAGAAGCAAACUAUGAAAAUUUAACAAGAGAAUUAGUCGAAUUGCGUUCUAGGGCUGAUGUUGCUUCAGAAGAGCUGCACCAGCAAAGCACUCUCAGUUCCACCAUUGCUAUCAUGGAACAAGAAAAAGCAGAUCUGGAAGAAAGGAUUAGGUACAUGGAAGAAUUAAAUGAGAAACUUCAAAAAGAUUAUAAUAAUUUGCAAGAAAGGACCGUGGAAGAUGCGGAUGCGGUCUUAGAUUUAAAGAAAAAACUUGAUGAUAUGGACCAAAGUAAUAGAGAAUUACAAGCACAAAACCACUCAUUAAAUCAACAAAUUCAAAAUUUGGAAUUAGCCUUGUCGCAAAAUAAACCAACAACUAUGCUGCAGAGUGCAGCUUCUUUCUUUGAUGCUCCUAAAACAGAUCAAUCAGAAGUAAUGGCACUGAAAAAUGAAAUAGCAGACCUCAAUGAGAAAUUAAAUGCACUGGAUAAUGAAAAUAAGUCAUUAAUUGAGAGAUUAGGUAACCAAACAACUAAUGAACAUCUCUCUUUCGGCAACGCAUCGUCAUUCUUCGAAAAUUCUGCACCACCAUCUGCUAAUUUGGAAUUACAAAAUGAAAUAAUUAUACUGAAUGAAAAGCUUCAAAAAUUGGAAUCAGAAAAUGCAAGGUUGAAUGCUACUGUUCAACAACAUAAAUCAAGCGAAUCUUCGUUGUUUGGUAGUGCUGCUUCAUUCUUUGAUAACCCCAGUCAGCCAGACAGUGCUAAAUUACAAAAUGAAAUACAUCAAUUAACGGAAAACUUGCGUAUAUUAGAGAAUGAAAAGAAAGCCUUAUAUGACCAGUUAAAUCAACAGAAAACCGUCUCAGCUUCGUCAUUCUUUGAAGAUGUAAAUACGAUAGACAAUUCUCAAAUUAAUAAGUUGCAAGAUGAAGUUGCAAAUUAUGUGGAAGUGGUAGAAAAAUUAAAGAGAGAAAAUUCUGAGUUGGCCAGCUCUUUAAAACAAUCAGCCGAACCGGACGUCUCAGAAAUAGAAAGCUUGAGAACUGAAAACGAGGCACUCAAGAGUAAGGUAGAUAAUCUAAACUCACUGAUUGAACAACAAACUUUAGAGCUUACAGGAUUAAAAGAAAAUGCAGAGCAUUCUCAAAAAUCCUAUCAGUUAAACUUGGAAACAACAGUGGAGGAACUGAAUAAAAAAUGGGAAGAAGAAUGUAUAAGCAGAGGAGAUGUGAUUGCGGAAACAUGGAAAUUACAUUUAGAGACUGUCGAAAAUGACUUUAAUAAUUUGAAAAAUCAAUUGGAGCUUGAAAUAAGUGAAUUGGGAGAACGCUGCAAUACUCUAGCAAAUGAAAACAACGAAUUGAGGAAGAACGUGGAUUUAGAAAUUCGAAACGAGGUAGAUAAAAUCUCUGCACUCGAACAACAAAUCAAAAAUACAACAGCUGCCUUGCAGCAAAAAGACGUGGAAUUACAACAAGUUCAAAAUAGUGUUGUAAUGCUGCAGGCGGAAGUGGACCAGUACAAACUGGAAGUUCAAGAAAAGGAUAAAAAAUUGGAGAGCAUUAACGUGGUCAUUGAAACUACAAUGAAACAAUUCGAGGAAAAACGAGAAGUUGUAGAAGAAGUGGUCAAAAUAUUAGAGAGAAAUGUCAAUUGGGUUCUGUCAUUCGAAAAAGACGAUAUUAUUAAAGAAAUACAAAAUCAAUUGGCAGGCAAUUCAAAUAAGGAUUCUGAACUUGCUGCAUUGCAGCAAAAAUUACACGACCUGGAGGUAGCAACUUUUGCAACGAACGCCGCAUUAGAAACCAAGUCUCAGGAACUCCAAGUUUCUUUAGCUAACAUUGAAAGUUACAAGUUAAAGUUGGAAGAAUAUGAUAACACUUAUGCCACCAUGUAUUCUAAUUUAGAAGAAAAAAAUCGUCAGGUGACUGACUUAACUGAGAAACUGCGACUUUUAGAGAGCACAAACAAUGACAAUAACAAGGAUGUGCAUAAAUUGGAGCAAGAAUUAUCUCAGUGCAAGGGUGAUUGUACUCUAAUGCAAUCUUCCUUAGCAGAGACGCAGAACAGCUUAUUUACCACAGUUCAGAGUUACCAAGAGAAGUGUACAGCAUUUGAUAAGCUAACUGAAGAUUAUACUCUAUUACAACAACAAUAUCAAGACAAACAGGCCGAGUACAACAACCUCCAAAUCAUAUAUGAGGAAAAAUGUAAAGAGUUCAACUUUGUGAAUGAGAAGCAAAACACCGACUUUAACAGUUCUAUGCAGGUUGAAGAAACCUACAAGUCUAAAAUGAGGGAACUGGAGAACUACUACGAAAAUUUGUUGCUCGAAAAACAGAACGAUUUCGAAAGCAUCAAAUCUUUGAAUGCCAGUAUAACAACCGAACUGGAAACGAUUAAAGCGGAUAAUCAAAAUUUACAAUCUCAGGCGCUUACAGAACUCACCAACCAACUGGACAAUUUACAGCAGCAAUUAGCCCAGAAGAAUUUAGAAAUUCAGCAAAUUCACAACGAAUAUUCCAUUAAAUUUGCAGAACAUUCUAAUGUGAACGAACAGGUUAAUGAACGAGCACAAUAUUGUCAACAGUUGGAGAUGAGAACGGCCGAACUGGAACACCACGUGGGCGAAUUGAACGCGAUGAUACAGGGUCAACAGGAUAAAAUAGCAGAACAGGCAUCAGUAAUUCAACAAAAUAACACUCAAAUUGAGGAUCUGAAGAAGAUUGUUGAAGGUCAGGUAAUCAAGAUUGAAGAGCUGAAGAAUGAACUGUACCAAAAGAGCAACGAGUUCGACACUAUUAUAGCGGAAAUGGAUAUCAAUAGGAGUCAGAGCAGCGCUAUUACCAAACAACCUGCUUCUGGAUCUGGUGAUUCACCAAAGUCUGAACGAAGCGAUGACCCAUCGGAUCCGGUUAGUAGAGCGGAGCUGGACCUCGCCCUCUACAUGCUCCACCAAAGGGACGUGCGCUGCGAAGAGUUAACUGUAGAAUUAACGCAGUUACUGGAGGAGCGAGACACAUUGCAACUCCGCUUGUCAAGCGCAAUCCGAGAAAAAGAGGACUUGCGCAGAAGAAAGGCGGCCGGAGAAGAUGUCGGAGUGAUGGCUGGUGCGUCAAUGAGUCCAAGUAAAUCGUCAGCGAUUUUUAUGGCUGCAUCGGGUAUUGAAGUGGGCACUGAACCUCUAGAGGAGGAAGGUGGACAAAAUUUGGCCACAAAAUUAUCAGAACUUAAGAGUGUGGGUUACAAGAAGGAUAAGACCUUUGUGGAUGAACAAGAAUCGAGACGACUUCAACAACUGGCAAUUAUGCAAGAACACAUUCAUGAAGCUUCAAAAUUACCUCCAGAAGCAGCUCAAAAGCUUGUAGAUGCCAGUUAUACACUGUCACGAGAUGUUCAGAGUCCUUCAAAGGUACUACUUAACUGGCUUUGGGGUAGGAGUACACCAAAAGUCAAUGAUACAUAGGAAUAGCAUUGAUUCAGUAUUGUGCCUACAUAAACUUCCAAUGAAAUUCCUGGGAUAUUCUGAUUAUACAUAUAUGUAAUUUAAAAUGCAGGUUAACCUUUAUUUUCUAUAUACAUAUGCAAUAUUUUAAUUGUAGAUAUUUUGUUUUUUCUUUUUAUGUCCUUUUCAGUUUGUUUUAAAAUAUAAAUAACAAAACCUGUAUAUAGUCUUGUUUCUUUCUGCAUUUAAAUUUUUAUAUUUAAAACACAUGUACAGUAAGAUAAUAGAUUUUAUAAAUAUGUGUGUAUUAUAAAUAAAUGUGAAGGAAAAUUAUCAAUUGUUUAUUACCCAUUUUUAACUUACACUUACGUGAAGAUUGAAAUAUUUCAUAAUUCAUAAACUAAAUGUUCUCUUUAAAAAUUUACAAUUUGUUGAAUAAAAUAUUAGAAAGCUA